Molecule: messenger RNA, 2791 nt
Organism: Colias croceus (clouded yellow)
Lineage: Eukaryota; Metazoa; Arthropoda; Insecta; Lepidoptera; Pieridae
Gene: Ctl2
Product: choline transporter-like 2
Exons: 13
Coding region: 388-2574 (728 amino acids)
Biological process (GO): transmembrane transport
Cellular component (GO): membrane
Molecular function (GO): transmembrane transporter activity
Source: RefSeq, a predicted model, not a curated record
CUUUAGUAGUUUAGUCACAGUCGGUCUCCGGCGGGAGACAGACGCGAGUGUUAUACCUAGUUAUAGUGUCAGACUUUCACUUUCGAACAAACGUAAACAAAAGUUUGUGACCAAAGUAAAGUUGCAACACCAUUAAGAACUAGUUACUAGUAUUUAAAUAUGUUCACUUAAUAAGUUUCAGUUACUAAUCUUUGAGAUUUCAAAAGUGGCACUUAAAUGCAAUUAGUGAGAAUUUCUCGUCGCAUCGGUCAUUCGAAAAUAUCACUGCUUUACUUGACGAAAUACUGACUCACUAUUAUAAUCCAAUUAUUACGGUUAAAGUGCGUCUAAAAUAUAGUGGUGAGCUGAAGAAACAGUGAAGCUGCAUUCCGCAACUGUGAAGUAACAAUGGGAAAGGAUUAUGGGGAGCCGAUACGGUACGAUCCUGACUUUAAUGGACCUACACGCAAUCGGUCUUGCACGGACAUAAUAUGGCUAAUAGUGUUCAUCCUUUUCCUCGGAGCGUGGGGCUUCGUUGGAUAUUAUAGUAUGACAAGAGGAAGUGUUGAGAAACUAUUGGCACCCAUUGAUACCAAAGGCCGCCGCUGUGGAUUAGAUUCAGGACUAGAAAACAAACCGUAUUUAAUAUUUUUCAACAUUGCAAAAUGUCUUGCACCCGGAACUCCGAUAACGGGUUGUCCAACUACACAGGUUUGUGUAGAAAAAUGUCCAACCAAUACAAUUUUACUCGAAAAAGAAAUACGGCUAAACCCGGGAGCGUUCGAAACUUUUAGGCCGAGCAUGGUGUGCACAGAUGAAGUAAAUAUUCAAACGAUGACGAGUUCGCAAGCUCUUCAGUAUAUGCAAGAAGAAAAAUGUGCCAGCUUUAUCAUUUCCAGUCAACCAGUGUUGUUUCGCUGCAUCGGGGACCUUUCAACUCUGCAAUGCCAGAGUCCUAAGCAAAGCACUGGGGAUACAUGUGUGCGGAAUCCAGCUGAGGCGCAAAAAUCUUUGCUGAAUAGUGCCACGGCUCUUGAUUCGUAUGUUGGUUGGAUUGCUGCAAGCUGGGUUACAUUUUUCACACGGGAAAAUGAACGCGAGGCUCAUAUAUUAUCGUCUCAAAUAGUUCAGGAUCUGGUUCAGUCAAGAUGGUAUCUGGCUGGAGCACUGGUAGCAGUGGUUAUCGUGUGCUUUAUAUACAUUCUUUUACUCCGAUGGGUGGUCGCCCCGGUAGUGUGGGUCUCGAUAGCUGGGUUGCUAGCAUUACUCGGAUUCGCUAUGUACGUCUGUUACAAGAACUACGAGUAUUACAAAGCAAAUCCAGUAGGACUCUAUCAGACUACCAACUUGAAGGGCUACGCACAGUCAAUGUUUACUAAAUACUCGACGUGGCUCGUCAUCCUCGCUAUUGUGGCUGUGAUAUUCCUAAUACUUCUCUUGGUAGUCAUUUUCUUGCGCAAAAGAAUAACUAUUGCAAUUGCUCUAAUUCGUGAAGGCAGCAAAGCAGUAACGGCAAUUAAAUCUACAAUAGUUUUCCCUAUAAUCCCGUGGAUAUUGCAGUGUGCUGUCAUAGCAUAUGGAGUGUUGGUUCUCGUGUAUCUGCUGUCGAUAGGAGAAUCAGCAUUCCGGGUGGUCAACAUCCGCAACGACACGACUUGCAGCUGUGGCGACGUCUAUACUGAGGAGGGACAGGCCUGUGACCCAGCAAAGUUUGUUAGUGUUUGCCGCGACACCAGCUCUCCCGGAGGUCUAUUACCGUGCUCUCUGGCGUCUUGUCACUUUACCGGCAUUGAUAAUCCAAAUAACGUGAUAGCUUUACACUUGAUUAAUUUGCUUGGUUUCUUCUGGACGAUGUUUUUCAUUAGCGGCAUUGCUGAUAUGAUGUUAGCUAGCACCUUUUCUACUUGGUAUUGGACAUUCCAUAAAAGAGAUUUGCCCUUUUUCACUCUCACAUCGGGCAUAUAUCGGACUCUUCGAUUCCACUUAGGUACCGUGGCCUUAGGAGCUCUUAUAAUAGCGAUAGUGCGCGUUAUACGAGUAAUUUUGGAAUAUAUAGAUAACAAAGCGAAGAAAUUUGACAAUAUUAUAUCGCGUUGUGUGUUAUGCUGCUGCAAAUGUUUCUUCUGGUGUUUAGAGAACUUCUUGAAGUUUAUCAAUAAAAAUGCGUACAUUAUGUGCGCGGUACACGGGAAAAACUUCUGUAAGAGCGCUCACGACGCAUUCUCCUUGCUCAUGAGAAAUAUUGUUCGUGUAGUUAUUUUGGACAAGGUCGCAGAUUUUAUAUUCUUCCUAUCAAAAUUAUUGAUCUCUAUAGGAGUCGGAUUUGCUGUUUAUUACUUAUUAGAAUGGAACUAUGUAUACGAGAUAACUAAAGGCGAACGUUUGCAUUACAACUAUAUUCCCGCCAUCAUACUAAGCGUUGCUACCUACCUCAUCUGUACAAUAUUCUUCAAUGUAUAUUCAAUGGCUGUGGAUACUCUAUUCCUCUGCUUCUUGGAAGACUGCGAAAGAAAUGACGGAUCGCCUGAGAAACCCUAUUUCAUGUCUAAGAAUCUAUUAAAAAUCCUUGGUAAGAAGAAUAAGAAACUAAGAUAGACAUUUACCAUUUUAUUGAUUGUUUCUUAAAUUAGUCAUUUUUAAGACAGCCUAGAGAGUUCUAGUAGAAUGUAUGAUUUAAAAUAUUGCAAAUAAUUGCGUGGAAAAUAUUUUAAAAUAAUAAUAACUUUUAUACUAAAAACAAUGCAGAGUGCCAAACAAUGUCAAUAAGAGUUGUGAGAUUAUAUCCUUAAAUUCUAUUAAUUUUAUAUAAGAU